This is a messenger RNA of Canis lupus familiaris (dog), 9890 nucleotides long. RefSeq names its product ganglioside induced differentiation associated protein 2 (gene GDAP2). Lineage: Eukaryota; Metazoa; Chordata; Mammalia; Carnivora; Canidae. The transcript has 14 exons. Bases 295 to 1788 code for a protein of 497 amino acids. The record is from RefSeq and is a predicted model, not a curated record.
AGGAAAUGACGUAAGGCCGGAGUCGGGUCGGUGACGGCCGGCCGGUAGCGGAAGCCGGCGUUUGGCGGCUCCGUGCUCCUGCAGCUCGCUGCUCGCUUCUGCCUCCCGGGACUUUGACGCGCCAGGCCGCCGCGCUCCUGGCCAAGGGUGCCCGGGGAUGCCGCUCGGCCGCUUUCUACGAGGAGCUUAAGCGGCCCGGCUGCCGCCCGGAUGGGACCGCCGGGGUGCUCUAAAGUCUCCAGUGAAUAUUGAAUUGCUAAGGAAUUUGGGGAAAGAAGCUGAAGUUCCCAUUCCAUGGAUCCCUUGGGUGCACCUUCCCAGUUUGUGGAUGUGGAUACACUAUCAAGCUGGGGCGACUCGUGGGAAGAUGAAUUAAAUACUUCUGAUAGUGCAGCUGAGACAUUUCAGGAAAACACUAUUAGAUCACCUUUUCUUUACAAUAAGGAUAUCAAUGGGAAAGUGGUUCUUUGGAAAGGAGAUGUGGCAUUACUGAACUGUACAGCCAUUGUGAAUACCAGCAAUGAAAAUCUUACAGAUAAGAACCCGGUGUCAGAGAGUAUCUUCAUGCUUGCGGGGCCUGAUUUGAAGGAGGAUCUCCAGAAACUUAAGGGUUGCCGGACAGGUGAAGCAAAAUUGACAAAAGGAUUUAAUCUAGCUGCCCGGUUCAUCAUUCACACAGUGGGACCUAAAUACAAGAGCCGCUAUCGCACAGCUGCUGAGAGUUCCCUGUACAGCUGCUACAGAAACGUGCUUCAGCUGGCCAAAGAGCAAUCAAUGUCUUCUGUGGGAUUCUGUGUCAUCAAUUCUGCAAAACGAGGUUAUCCUUUAGAGGAUGCAACACACAUAGCACUUCGCACUGUCAGGAGAUUCCUAGAGAUUCAUGGGGAGACCAUUGAAAAAGUAGUAUUUGCUGUCUCUGAACUUGAAGAGGCUACUUACCAAAAGCUGCUACCUCUGUACUUCCCAAGGUCAUUAAAGGAGGAAUGUCGAUCAUUGCCAUACCUACCUGCAGAUAUCGGAAAUGCGGAAGGGGAGCCUGUGGUACCUGAGCGACAGAUUAGAAUUAGUGAAAAACCUGGUGCCCCGGAGGACAACCAAGAAGAGGAGGCCGAAGGCUUGGGAGUUGACCUCUCUUUCAUCGGUUCUCACGCUUUUGCUCGAAUGGAAGGAGAUAUUGACAAGCAAAGAAGACUGAUCCUUCAGGGACAGUUAUCAGAGGCGGCCUUGCAGAAGCAGCAUCAAAGAAAUUAUAAUCGCUGGUUAUGUCAAGCAAGAUCUGAGGAUCUAUCUGAUAUUGCUUCUCUAAAAGCCUUAUACCAAACAGGUGUUGAUAACUGUGGUCGUACAGUGAUGGUGGUAGUUGGAAGAAACAUUCCUGUCACGUUAAUAGACAUGGACAAGGCUCUCUUAUAUUUUAUCCAUGUAAUGGAUCACAUUGCUGUGAAGGAAUAUGUAUUAGUAUAUUUUCACACACUGACCAGCGAAUACAAUCACCUGGACUCUGACUUCCUGAAGAAACUCUACGAUGUUGUUGAUGUCAAAUACAAGAGGAAUUUGAAGGCUGUUUAUUUUGUUCAUCCAACAUUUCGCUCAAAGGUAUCAACGUGGUUUUUUACCACCUUUUCUGUCUCAGGACUGAAGGACAAAAUCCACCAUGUGGACAGCCUCCACCAGCUAUUCUCUGCCAUAUCACCAGAACAGAUUGACUUUCCUCCUUUUGUCCUUGAAUAUGAUGCCAGGGAAAAUGGGCCUUACUAUGCAUCUUAUCCCCCAUCACCAGAUUUGUGACCUGCCAUCUUUUAGUGCUACUGGUUUCCAAGGACAUCACUUUCUCCACAAAUUGCUACCUAUUGAAGUGAAAUUCAUUUUUGCUGUUCAGAUCCAGAGAGCCUUUUGUCCCCACCUCUCUGGUAUUUUUUUAUUGACUGUAUAUUUUCUGGCACAUAAGCAAUCUGAAAAUGGUAGGCCAUUCUGAACUGCACGCUUAUUUUAAAUUUGUAUAUUUGUAUCAAAUGAAAAUGUUCAUUUUUAGAGGGUUGUUAAUAGAAAUUGGGGAGCAACUUUUAAGUAUCUUCAGUUUCCUGAAAGGACACUGGAUUUUCCAUUAGACAAGCCACCAAUGUUGUUCAUGCCAUCUCUUUAACAUUGCACGCUUCCUUUGUGUACUUAAAUGUUUCUCAAAAUAUAUAGAACCGAUGUAUGCUGACCAUAUGCAUUGUUUGCUUCAGAUCCUGGCAUUAUGUUUGAUAUAGAUAAUUUAGUUAUGAUAAAAAAGAAUUGUCUGGGAUUAAGGAUGUGGGAACGUAUCUGAUCAAAGCAUCAAAAUCAUUAGGAAAAUACAGGUCUUAGCGUUUUACUACACCAGUUAAGGUUAAGAUUUUGCAUUAUAUGAUUUGUUAAGAUUGCCACUAUUCUAGUCUCAACAGUGGGUGAAAACAAGAAGACUGUAUCUUCCACCUUUUUCCUAUAAUCAUGGGUGAUUUGGUGUCCUUCUUCUAAAGGAUUGCACUCAUUAGUACUCUUAAGUGAAAAGCAUCUCCUUAGACUCCAUUUUCAGUGAGCCUUUAGAGAGUGUGCUGUCUCCCCAAAGUUGUGAUUUUGUUGGGCUUUACAGCUCCUCCUUCUCAGGACAUUUCUUCGCAGUGUCUCUUGAUUUACCUACGUCCAAAUGGAGGAAGUGUGUUGCAGUGCACAGAAUUCCAGACUGCUGUUACCACUCAGGCUCUAUUUGUGCCUUAGCUCGCUCAUGAAUAAAAAUUAGAAUUGUGAUACCAACCUCACAGAGGUAUAGAAGGCUGGCAUUUAGAAAGGGCUUUUGGUGUUCUGGAUGCAGAAUGCUAGGGGAGUUCGUGUAGGUGUCACCUCAGUUGGUUUUUAAAAUGAUAAUAAAAGUACUUCAGGGUACUACCAGGCACUCCUCUUGUCCUUGGCACCUUUUGAGUGACUUUUCUUGUCUUGGGACAAGAGUUGUUACUGAAAAACCCCAACCCUGAGGACCUCCUUCCUACUUUGUCCAGAAUUUCUUCUGGCCUACUCCUCUCCCAGUGCUACACUUUUAACAAGAGGCAUCUGUUAGCCAUUUUAAACAUUUCUUCUUGAAUUGAGGUCAAACCAGUAUCAUUUCCAUCUGGGUGUCUUCAUAUUCCUUUUGAUUCCUACAUCCCCGCCCCCAUCUCUCUCACUCCGUCAUGUACAUUGGCAGUUUAGAGAAGAAAAAGUAGAGCUCUUCUGUUCUAAUGUGUUCAGGGUCAGUGCUUCCAAAGAUCUUUUUCCUCUGUGCCCAUAUUAAUUCUUCAGUGGAUAAAGGAAACAUACAUCUUUUAUGACAGAGAAAUCCCCCUCGAGUUGGAUUAGCCCCAUCCUCUAUUUUCCAGUGCAAACAAGAAGGGGCUUUAUGUUUCUUUGAUAAGCACUCAUAUCUUUUGCAUGAAAUGGGCACAUUUGCUUUGUGUCAGAAAUCAAAGCCACUUAUCCUUGUAUAUGCUUAUUUGAUAAGGGUUUCCUGUAUGUUACUUAGGUCAUCAGAUCCAGACAGCCAGUCAGAUGUCUACUAGUAACCUUCCUCUUAAACAGCACUACUUUAUAUCCCUUAAGCUUUGAGCUUUAAAAAUCUGAAAAAUUAGCUUCAUCAUUUCCAGUCUAUUUAUUGUUAGAUCAUAUUUGAGGUAUCUUUGCACUAAGAGUGGUUAUAAAAAUAUGCCAACUUUUCUUUUUUGUAAGUGGACUAUCUCAAAUUGGCAUCUGGCCUGAAUCAUUUCCUCUAUAGAUAAUAGAGGCUGCAAGCUACUUUGCCAUUUGAAAGGAAGAGAAUUGAUUUGCACCAUUUCUUAUAGGCAAUAAUUUUGAAAGAACGUCCCUUUGCCAUAUUCAUAUGAGUAUAUGAAUGUCUAAUAACACAAGCAAGGCUUCUAUAUUAUAGUAGGUUCUAGUUCAAUUGAUGUCCUAGGGUAUAAAGGUAGUAUGGAACUAUAUAUAUACACCAACCACAUUUCAUAAUUUAAUGUGACAAAAGAUAAGAGCUGCACUUCUCAGUGAAACUAAAUUUGGUAUGGGACCAAGUUCAUGCUUUUAUAACUGUCUAAAGUGUUAUGUAAUAUAGUUGUUUGAAUGGAUUAAGUCCUACCAAAGGAAUACAGUGACCUUGAGAGUGAAAUGAUUAUGUAACGUUCGGUAUAUAUCUGCCUUUGUCAAAAGGUUGGGUUGCCUGAAGAACACAUGCCAUUCUCAGAGACACAUUAGAGUAUAAAAGGAUGACUGGGUGGAGAUGAGUACUAGCAUCUGAUGUUAAUUCAAAGCACUACCAAGUACUUAAUUAAACUUUGGUCAUGCCAAAUGCUAGUUGAAUUGAGGAAGAAACAACUUACAAAAUAUUAGGUGAAUUCAUUAAUUCAUGCAAGGCAUAAUAGGAUUUUCUUACACAAGUACAUUUCUUCAGCAUCUAUUUGGAUCUUCUUAACUCAUCUAUAUCCAAUUUUCUUGAUAGUGAAAAUAGCCUCUUGAAAAAAAAUGUCUUCAUUAGACUCUUAAGGCUUAGAGACCAAGUAAUUCAAGAUUUUCUGUAAUACACAUCUUCUUUCUCAUUGGCUGGUGCUCUAUUAUGUUUAUUUUUCCGAAGGGAUCCAAUUAGUUUGAGACUAAAGAACAGGAUUUUUAGAGUAUUUUUGAUAGGAAAAUGGGUAUAAAUUCUUUUAUCAAAUAUCUGAAAUCUGGAAGGAUUAAUAUAUCUUGCAUUUCUAGAGACGGACAAGUGUAAACAGUUGUUUAGAAAAACAUGGCUUGCCUAUUUCUACCUGUUUUCUAUUUGCUGAGAAUAUCAUUCAGUGAAUCCAAACUGUAGGUAAUGGUUUCAUUUCUUUGCAAUACCUAAUGGAAAGUGAUAAAAUGUAGUUUCAGUAUUUAAGCUAAAAAUGUGUUUCCCGAUUGUGUAUGUAUUAGUUUAUAUUGAUCAGCAUGUGAAUAGAAAUUAUUAGAAUUUUAGGUAGUAGAAAGAAAAGGAUUGUAUGGUUCUAAGAACAGUGGAUUGAUUGUAUUAAAGACCCAAAAGACUAUAAGAUAGGAUAUACACCUCUAAACUUGGAGUUGACCAGUGAGUUUCAGAUUGUUGUCCUCGUAAGUUAUGGUAAUUGUAAUUAACACACACUUGAGUGUUCUACCUAUAUUGGCACUAAUAGCAUACCUAAUGGUAUGAUUGACUUUUGGUUCAGGGUUGCCAGAAGCCAUGAAGGAUUAAAGGAGGACUCUACCUGUGAUCUAGGUCAUAUCAGAAACCCAGAGAUUAUAAGAAUUGCCUAUUAGGCCAAACCAUAUAUACAUAUGCAUGUAUAAACAAACACAUACAUAUGUGCCUUCCUACAUAUGUACAUGAUUAUGUGUAUAGACACAUGGUAAUCCACUUUGCAUUACAUUCUUUGAAUGUGGUUUCUAUGGCCCAUAUGUAGAGAACAUAGAGCGAUAAAUAACAUAGUUGAAGCUUUGAUUCUAUCAAAAUAGCCCUUAAGCUGAUAAUAUUAAGGUCAUUUUCUAUAUUAGUGGCUUUCUUGGAUAUUAGUUAUUAAUUUUGUUUUCUUUGCUUCCAGGAACAGUAUCAAAUCUUUUUAAGUGAAGUAAGCAUUAAAUGUAUAGGGCCACUGAGUUCAAGGAGAAAAGCAGAUAUUCUCUAGGUGAAUUACACUAACAAAAUCAUAACUACUGAAUGUGACCUAAUAUUUUUAUUGAACAAUUAAAAUGAAUACAUUUUGUAUGCACGGUUACACUUUUAUUUAUUUUUUUUUUUUGCAGUGUUUUGCUAGUGUAAGCACAUAGUCAUCAUAAACUGAGCCAGUACUUUGUCAGACCAGUUCUUGUGGGCCAAAAUAUUUAAAUAUGAGCUUAACAUACAUAACUGAUUUUAUUUACUAUUGGGCACAGGAGACCUAAAAUUUUUAUUAACAUGAUUUUAAAAUUUGUUUAUUUAGAAUGUAUAUAUUGCAUUUAAAAAUGUAUUUUGGUCUUUCUGAGUUAGAAGUUAGAUACCAUUUAAAGAGAAUCCCACUCUGUGUAAGUAUAGCUUAUGAUGAAACAGUAGUAAAAUAGUAAUGUUUAUAUCGAACCCCGAGGUGGCACAUUCUGUUUUAUCAUUUACACCUACCUUUUCUCUAAUCACUGAGACUAAGCUACAGUAGUAGUACAAAAUGCAGUAAAUUUUACUGUCAGCCUUCUUUAUGGGGAUCUAGACUAGUGCUUCUCAAACUUUAAUGUACAUAUAUUAAAUUGGCUGGCAGUAUGUUAAAAUGCAGAUUCUGAUAUAGUAGUAGCUCUGGGGUAGAGCCUGGGAUUCUCAGUUUCUAACAAGCUCAGAUGAUUUUCAAUACUCCUGGUCCCAAGACCACAAAUAAAAGAGCCUAGAUUAUAUUCAGCUUCUAUAUUUUCCUUAUUUUGAGGAAAGGAGACAUAACUGCCAUAAUCCCUUCUGUGGGCCAGGCACUCAUAUUCAUUAUCUCAUUUAAUCCUACAAAUCCAGGCUCCUGAGUGGCUCAGUGGUUGAACAUCUACCUUUGGCUCAGGUUGUGAUCCCAGGGGCCUGGGAUCAAGUCCUGCAUCAGGCUCCCCAUGGGAAGCCUGUUUCUCCCUCUGCUUAUGUCUCUGCCUCUCUCUCUAUGUCUCUCAUGAAUAAAUAAAAUUAUUUUUAGAAAAAAUCCUAUGAAGUAGAUGGUUAAAUGACCUGCUGAUGCCCACGCACACAAGCAGGACAGUACUGAGCAGUGUUUCUCAAUUUGAAUAAUGCACAUCCCCUUUGACUAAGGAAGGCUCUCUUAGUUCCUGUGUUUUUAUUCCAUUCUUUAUUAUGUUAACUAAGUAUAUGUAAACAUAAAGCUACAUAUAAUGCUUUAUGCUUAUAGCUGUUGCACAAGUAUAAAGCCAAAGAAAUUUAUAAAUAGAUAAAAGCAAAACUAACGAAAUUUAGAAAAAAAAUUAGUGAAAUAUGAUGGAUGAUGACAUUUUACCAAAACAAAACGGUCACUUGUACCGUGAUUAUGGCAUGGAACACUGUAGUACAGGUUCUUUUGAGGUCAGCAUGCACCUGCCAUGCGCUGUGUGCCAUGUGGUGACUCAGUUCUCCCACUGUGUUUCUCAGUUCAGACUCUUUCAUUUGUUUAGUACAUAGUGAUGUAUGGUCUUCAUCUAGCUUGACUGCAUCCUUUCCCUAUUAAGGGAAACACUUUCUCUGUUCUCUAUGUUCUCCAUAAGCCUCCCACAGCUAAAGCAGAACCCGACUUCACUGUGCAAGUAAACACAAAUGCAAACCUAGGCACUGAAACGUCCUGGCAAUAUUUGGUUUUAAGGCAGGUAUGUCAAUAAAUAAUCAAAAUAUUAUAUUAAUUAUUUCUAAGUUCUCUAUCAUCAUGAGAAAUGUCUAAUUGUCAGAGAAUACCUGUGGAUCCCCUACUAAAUACACACACACACACAUACUCACUCACUUACAUUCACUCCUCCCUUCCCACACACACAAGAAUUUUUAAUGAUGGUUAGCUAGCAUUGAUGCUUUGGUUCUUCACACACUGGGGUUCUGACCUUGAGCAGGUUUCUCAGCCUUUUCUGAACCUCAGGGUUGUCAGGUGUUAAACAGAUAAUCUUAUUGAAUAAUUAAGAGAAAUAACUGCAAUAAUACUUAUAAAGCAUGCAUAUAGUAAGUGUUUAUAAAAGGGAGCUACCAUUGCUUUGAUUAGAAAUAAUAAUAAUAAUUAACAUUUGAGGACUUACUAUGUGCCUUCAACUUUGCUAAGUGCUUUAUAUAUGUUGUCUUAUAUAUUGAGUGAGAGAAUCAGGAUUCAAAUCCAAGUCCUACUUCAGAGCUUAUACUCAUAAAAAAUAAUAUAAAACAGGAAUAUAAGUUGCUUAUUUAAAAAGUUAUUUAAUUUUAAAUUGUAUUUUCUCAAAAGUUCUUACCAUAAAAUUAAUGAUGCUUCUCUGGAGGUGGGCAGCGGCUAAUUUUUUUUUAAACAGUUGUGUAAUGUGCUAGGAAAUUGACACAAGGUAAAUAUAAUUUUUUUUAAAGGCUGCCAUGCUAGGUUGUAGUCCAGUAAAAGGAUAUUAGAAUCAUUAGGCUCAACUUGUACAUUACUGUGCUCUUGCACAUUUAUCAUCUGUAACUAAUGAUAACAUGAGAUCUUCCUGAAUCUCAAUGCAGCUUUGUUGCAGAAAAAAGAAUUUUCCACCCACCACUAUUAUAAUCCUUGAUAGUUCUGAAAAAUAGUCUGCAAACAUCUUAAUUUUCACCUGUGAAACCCAUUUUUAAAAAUUGUUCUGUCCUUUAAAAUAGUUUCAAGUAAGUCUUCUAUCUUUUCUUAGCUUUCUAAAAUAAGUUUUGGAGUUCUGAAAAAUGAACAAGCAUACCUCUGGCUGGGCUUUGUACUCUUGGCGUUUUUUUUCCCUAACUGGGUGCUAGGAGAAGAUAGCAGGAGAGAGUUGUAAGAGGAACUCAGUUAUUUAUUAACAGAGAUAGUAUGUAUCAAAUUCAAAUUCUUUCCCUACUUACUAAAACAUACUUGCACAUAUUAUUAAGGUAGUGGAGGUACAUGAAAUGUGAGGCUAUCACUGAAUUUUGUAAAGUCUGUUUUAAAAAAUAUUUAUAGAAGCCUAAUAAUAACCUAUGUUGUGGAAAUGACUGAAUUUCUGAUCCAGCAUCCCUAACCCAUCUGUAAGUUCUUUAAGUUCAGGGAAUGCAUGGCUCUCCAUACAUGUGGGAUAUUAGUAUAGAAGGUAUGUCCUGUGUGAUACCUCACUGCCUCAUCCCGUAGCACAGCAUAAGAAAAUUGUCCUGGCUUCACAUUACAGAUAAAUCCUCAUUCUACUUGAUUUCCUCCACUUAGCAGUCGGUUGCUUGAUUUGGGUUGUGAGUCCUACUUCUCUUAUUAAAUACAAAUAAGACCAGUUUAUUAUGACUUUGGGUGGAAUGGCCUUUUUCCUCUUUAAAAUCCAAAUUUAUUUUUCAUAGGAGGUAUACUAAGCAUCUGACUAUUCCAUUAUGUCUUCUAGGUUAGAUAAUGUCUGACGACAUUUUCACUUUGAAAUGCUUAUUGUAAAUUAUAACAUUGAUUUUUUAAAAAACAUUGUUUGUAGGUAGGGUGUAAUCUAUGAAUCUAUGAAUAGGGUGUAAAGUAGGCAUUAAAGCUUCCUAUAAAGUGGGGCAUUGGUUCUCAAACACAGGAGGAGGUAGAGGCUCAGGCAGGUGAAGGCAGGUUGGACUCAUAGCCAGAUCAUGUAUGUUGUACGUAGUUUCAGAAUGACCUUCUGCCAUCUAUAGCUAUAGCCCUUUGGUUUAACUGUCCACACAGCUGCUUGGCUUUAACGUUCCCUCUUCUGGCCUCUCAAGAAGUUUUUGUGUUUUCUUUUUAAUUUAUUAUUUAUCAUUUAUUUUUUUUAUCUAAGUUGCACUUGCUCAGCCAAGUUCUAGGGGAGGACCAGAAUUCAGGAGUUAGCUGCAGAGGUUAUCAAUCAACUUACAAUUUUGUAAGUGAAGCCCAGACAUGCUGCACACUUGUUUUCUUUGUGCACUUAGUGCAAGACCAGAACUAUAAGGUGCUAACAUUUCCUUGUUGAAUCCAUCUUGUUGCUAUGGAAAAUGCUGUCCUAGAUAAUUCAGUUUGGAGCCUCACAUAACCCCCAUGGAAACUGUAUAAGAAGUGAGAAAAAGGCAAGAACCCUUCCCCCCCCCCCCUUUUUUUUAGUUCACAGUAGUGGAAUGGCAUAGGGUAAAAACACUCUUGUGUCUAGGAUUUUUUGUUUGCUUGGUUUUUUAUGUUUUUAAUUUAUUGUGACAUGUACCAAAAUCAAAUUGUAAUAUAAUACCAUCCUAUAUUAUAUUCUUUUGGAUAUAAAAGCUCUCAUGACUAUGCCUAUUUCUAUUCUAA